CUCCGUUUUCACGAUUGAGCUCCUUGAACUCACAGCAACUGAGGCCGCACUAAUUGUACCUCUUCUACAAAUUCUCUCCACAACAUCUUGAAGUCUAUCGCAUCCCUGAUCCUCCCUUUCUCUUAAUCCACCGGUGAGAGUUCCUCGUGGGUCUUCCCUCCUGUUUGUCGCAACCCGCCAUCUCCAACACGCUUGCAUCUUCUUUGUACGCCUUCCUUAUUUUUCAACCGCAGCCUACAACACAUAUCCGCUGCAUCAACAAAACCUCCAAUUGUGAUUUGCGUCAUCAAUCGUGUCUUCGCACACUAUUUUGCUUCUCUAUACGCGACUCGACUCUUCUAUGGAGUCCACCGUAACAGCUUCCGAUAAUCUGACCACCACCUCCGAAUCCUCUAUCGGUCCGGCCACACCUGUCGCUAUUUCCUCACAGACCACUUCGCCGUCAUCCUCAACAAGCUCACAAAAGAGGAAGCGUGAGGAGGGCGACGGGGAGGACGGGAGAAGUCGUUCAUCUACAACUACCCCUCCCCGUUCUCGUGCGGCAUCUGCCGUGUUUAGUGCUCGGAAUAUGUGGGGAUUUGGAUACAUUAGCAGUAUUUGGAAAACUAUUGUUGACUGGAGUUUUGUUCGCCGGCCUGAAGAGACGAUAGAAUCGGUGAGAGCCGCAGAAACGGCAGGGGCGGCGCAAACAGUGGAAACAGCAGAACCGGAUUACACACUAGACGGAAGGUCUAAAUCGAAGCGGCCCAAAUUAACAGAAGCAGAAAAUUCGUUCCGCUCUUGUUUAGCUAACGACGAAAUCGCAUCUAUUCCCAAUGCUGUCCACUCUCGGGCUUCCGGCAAAGAGUACGGACGCUCUCAGAGUGCUGCCGUUCGGGAUGGGCUAAAGAUAAAAGCGCCCGUGCCGGAUACCAGCGAAAGUACCGUUACGACUCAGCAAUUACCUUCACCGCAGGCGUCGGCUUCUGGAGAUGAGCACUUCCCCAAUCCGCCUCGAGCACUGGCGCCGAAGGCCUUUCUCGAUUCCGGGAAAGUUCGAGUCAAUUGUCCCUUAGCGAAAGGGGAGGAGCCUUUUUUCGCAGUUCCGAUAAGUAAACCGCUGCCGGUAAGGUCUAUUUUGCGGGGUGCACUAUAUCGCAGAGACCAGAAGUUUUCAACCCGCCUAGCUCAAGCUGGUUUCCCGUCGCCUGGUGCUAGUUUGACACCAAGGUUUCCCGGACAUAUGGCAAAUAAUAAACUCGGUUGGUCGCAUAAAGUGUCAUGGAAGUCACACCUGAGCCCGGGGGCUCAGUCGGUUUUGCAGACUCCAUUGAUCGACAAACGGUUAUCAAGCGAUGAACUACGCCGAUCCACUAGACUAGCAUCUAUUGGUAGACCAGUAAGCUCUGGCCGGGUGCAAAAGCUUAAAUCCAAGGAUGAAAAGGAAAGAAAGAAGCAAGAAGCACUUCGCAGAUCUCAAAUGAGGGCUCAUAUCGAGUCUGAACCCCUAGACGUCUUACUGGAGCAACUUCGGGCGAGAGGCGAACAUGGAUUUUUGAAUCUUAAGGAAGUAGAACGAAAACGCAAAGAACGAGAGAUCGAGAUUCAGAGGUUGAGAGCUGAAGAUGCACGAAACAAAAUCAAAAAGGAAGUAAUACCACCGCUUGAUCCAGCUCGGAAAGAGAAAGUCGAAAAAACCUUUGCGGAGGUUAGCCGUUCAGGUCUCAACAAGACCUACAUCACAAAAUGGAAUAUCCCGAUCACGAACCGUGACUUUGAACGUCUUAAGCCGAACCAAUGGUUGAAUGAUGAGAUCAUAAAUUUCUACAUGAACCUCAUCUGCGAGAGGACUAAUAGCUCGUUCCCGAAUGGGCCCAAGAAGAUCUUCGCGCACAACACCUAUUUCUGGCCAAAGCUCAAAGAUGGUGGUCACAAAGCAGUCGCAAGAUGGGCAAGGCGUGCCAAGUGCGGGGGCGAGGAUCUUUUGAAGUUGGACUACCUGUUGAUGCCGGUUCACGUUGGGGGCAACCAUUGGUGUCUCGCUGUGGUAAACUUUAAGCAAAAGCGGUUCGAAUACUAUGAUUCCUUGGGAGGGAAAUUCACACCGGAAUCUAGGCCUGGCCCGUACAAGAUGAUGAGGGAGUACAUGCGUGACGAAACCGGAGGGAAAUUUAAUGAUACCGACUGGGUCGACUACGCAAUGCCGGGCGCUCCUCAGCAACGCAACAUGAACGACUGCGGGGUAUUUGCGCUCAAGUCUGCUGAGGUGCUCACUAGAAGUGGCAGACUCGACUUUACGGCGGGCGACAUCCCGUUGGUUCGGUCGAGGAUGUUGGUAGAGAUAUUGGAAGGACAGCUGUUACCACCAGGCAAUCCUUGAUGUGAUUCAUACUCGGAGGGGAAUUAUUUCCUGACGGCUGGUGCCGAGUAUCAAUGGUGCACACCAAAAUAAUCACGAUUGAGGGAAUAGGAGGAAGAGCUCAUCGACUCGACUAGACUUUUUACCCUAGCCCUUCCAUCUACUCACCCCCCAGUUAUCCUCUGUUAUAUUACUCUACGCUUUCCUAUGGGCAUCCAUCUCUAUUUCUGUCUUGAUUACGUUUGGUCUCGGUUUCGCUUUCUGCACUUUUUCUGCCUUGGUUUUGUGGUGCCCGCCCCCUUAUUUUAGUUUAGUCCAUCUUUCCCUUUCUACUACUGCUACUGCUGCUGCUACUAUUGCUUCUACUACUGCUACUACUAUAGUAAAAAAAAAAGUGGUCCCGGCGUUCGUCUUGCUAUUUCUAUUUCAGUUUUUUUUUUUCUUUUUCAUUCUCCUUUUCUCUUGAGUCAAAUAGGUUGGGUGUUAAGGUCUGAUUUGGGCAUUGUUGCUUUUUCCCUCUGCUAUUUGGGCUGCUUGUAUCAUUACCAUGCGGGUUCUCUAGGAUAUUGGAUCAGUGAAUCUGGUUGUGAGAGUGGAGAGGUUUAUGGGCUGUAUUAUAGUUUGUUGGUGGGGUGGUUUGGGAAGCGGUGCAAUAUACCAGUGCGUGUGGGGGAGCGAGGGGCUUAGAGUUUUUUCUGUUAACUCUUGAGCGCGAUAGGAGUGAUUUUAACUUUUAGUGUGAUGGUGGGGUGGUUCUGCCGGUUUAGCGAGUGCUUGUUGGUGAUUCUGAGAUUUGAGCAGGCGAAUGGACUGUGACUUACUGUAGUUGAGCAGUUGACGAGUUGACUUAUGAUAGCGGAUGAUAAAAUGGUUGUAUUUACAGAGUUUGAGGAUGGAUUUUUUCUUUUCUGUAUCUUAACGAUAAAAAGGUGGCUCGAAUUUAGUGGUAUCAUCACGUUUACUCUUA
Tuber melanosporum (Perigord truffle) is the source of this 3305-nucleotide messenger RNA. RefSeq lists its product as uncharacterized. The coding region runs from base 341 to 2359 and encodes 672 amino acids. Gene Ontology annotation, molecular function: deSUMOylase activity. The record is from RefSeq and is a predicted model, not a curated record. NCBI's taxonomy places the organism in Eukaryota, Fungi, Ascomycota, Pezizomycetes, Pezizales, Tuberaceae. Gene Ontology annotation, cellular component: nucleus. The transcript is spliced from 6 exons. Gene Ontology annotation, biological process: protein desumoylation.